Molecule: messenger RNA, 2427 nt
Organism: Adineta steineri
Lineage: Eukaryota; Metazoa; Rotifera; Eurotatoria; Adinetida; Adinetidae
Source: the annotation of a GenBank genome assembly
AUGACGAUUGCAAAUUUAUCAAAGAAACCUAGAAUAAUUAAUCAAAAUACUCCAAUUGGAACUAUUGAAAUUGAAUCACCUAACUCAAGUUGCUUCUCAAUUUCAUCAAUUUCACCUGAACCGCAACCACAACAACAAUUAAUUAGCACAGAAGGUAAGAAAAUACCUAUCCAGAUUAAGAAAACAAUUGACGAAAUGACACAACAUCUCAACAAAGAACAACAAAAAUCAUUACUAUCAAUUCUUUACCAGCACUACGAAUUAUUCGACACAUCUGUACCAAAAAUUGCAAACACUCAUAUACAACAUACAAUACCAACUGGAAACAAUCACCCGGUGAACUCAAAACCAUACCGAUUGAAUCCAGAAAAACAACAAAUAAUGGACAACGAAAUACAAUCAAUGCAUGCUGCCGGAUUAAUUCGACAAUCCCAGUCGGAAUGGUCUUCACCAGUCGUGCUGGAACAUUGUGAACAUUUAAAUAAUGUUCUAUCUGUGUUGAACAAAGCAAACUUCCAAGUAAACCUACCUAAAUGUUCGUUUGUAAAAUCAGAGAUGGAUUACUUGGGACAUACAAUCAAUUGUCAUGGAUUUAAACCACUUCAUACAAACGUUGAUGCUAUUAUGAAAACACCAACUCCACGAACAGCAAAACAAGUACACUCGUUUCUUCAAAUGGUUAAUUUUUAUCGUAAAUUUAUCCAUAAUUUUACAGAACUAACUCGUCCUCUUCGACCAUUCCAACAGAAGAACAUGAAAUUUUACUGGGGCGAUAGUGAACAAUUAGCAUGGAAUGGAUUAAAAACAGCAUUGACUACACCACCAGUCUUCUUGAAUUUUCCUCAAUAUGAUAUUAAAACAAAGAAAAAAUUCCCAUACAUACUUUCGACGGAUGCAUCGAACUUUGGUAUAGCUGGUGCUUUGAAACAACAAACACCAGAUGGACUUAAACCGAUUGUAUAUAUUUCUCGAACAUUAAAUGCAGCAGAAAGAAAUUACUCAACAUUUGAAAGAGAAUGUCUUGGGAUUACUUGGUCAGUAACAAAAUUGCGAGAUUAUUUAGCUGAUGAACCCUUUGUGAUCGAAACUGAUCAACAACCAGCUCGAAAUAUUCAUUUAAAUCGUUCUUCAACAAAUAGAAGAGUUAAUAACUGGAAAUUACACCUUCAAAAUUAUGAUAUAAUCGAGAUUAAACAUAAACCUGGAACAAGAAAUUGUGAUGCUGAUUAUAUGUCACGCCAUCCAUUAAUUAAUAAAGAAGAAAUCAAUGAUGAACUGGAUGGUAUGUGUAUGGUUAUGACAAGAUCAAAAACCAAACAACUAAAUACAACAAUCAAUCAAUCUUUGACGACUUCACCUUCAUCUACAACAUCUGGUGCUACACAACAUUUAUCACCUUUAGAUCCCUAUCGAUUGAAACAUGAACAGAAUAAUGAUCAAGAAAUACAACAAUUAAUUUUGGAAUGUAAAAGUAAGCAAAAAUCUACCUAUUUAAUAAUCAAGGGAGUUCUUCAUACACAAUUAAACAAUGGAAAAUAUGUACCAAUUAUCCCUGUCGCAUUAAGAAAAGAAAUUCUUCAUUCAUUUCAUGAUCAUCCUACAGCUGGACACUUUGGACGUGAUAAAACUUGGUAUCGACUCAAAGAUCGAUGUUCUUGGCGAAACAUUCGUCAAGAUGUAAUUCAUUAUAUUCAAUCAUGUUCCGCAUGUGCAAAACAUAAUGUUCGAAGACAUAAACCAUCAGGUCAAAUGCAAUUAAUUGAACCUCCAGGUGAAGUAUUUGAUUUAGUACAAAUGGAUUUUACAGGACCACUCAAAGCGUCAACGAAUGGAAAUCGAUAUGUCAUAUCUAUGACAGACUAUCUUUCAAAAUACGUCAUUAGUAGAGCUGUUUCAGAUGAUUCAGCACAAACUGCUGCUGAAUUCCUCGUUGAUAUAUCACUGGAAUUUGGUCCUCCACAUCAACUACAAACUGAUCGUGGUUCACAUUUCACAUCUAUAGUCUUUGAACAGAUUGCAAAAAAGAUGGGAUGUGUACAUACAGUAUCAACACCUUAUCAUCCUCAAUCACAAGGUGUAAUUGAGAGAUUCAAUGCAACUUUUAAACAACAACUGGCUAAAUAUACAAAUGAACAUUAUGACGAUUGGGAUGAUUAUCUUCAAACAGUUGUUUCAUCGUACAAUAGUGCUGUUCAUCAAGUAACACAAUUUACUCCAUCUCAAAUAUUUCAUAAACGAAAAUCAGUUUUAGUAUUUGAUCCUGCUAGAAAACAUAUUACUCUACCAAGAGUAAAUGAUUAUUGGAACUAUUUUCUUCAAUUUGAAAAAAUUUAUAUGGUUCAAGUGAGACGAAAUAUUCGACAUCAACAACUACAAACAAAACGUCGAUUUGAUCGAAAUAGACCAAAUAUACAAUUUGUUAAUUGA